Messenger RNA from Syngnathoides biaculeatus (alligator pipefish), 3623 nucleotides. Its product is annotated as catenin beta-1-like. NCBI's taxonomy places the organism in Eukaryota, Metazoa, Chordata, Actinopteri, Syngnathiformes, Syngnathidae. The transcript is spliced from 17 exons. The coding region runs from base 387 to 2693 and encodes 768 amino acids. Gene Ontology annotation, biological process: cell adhesion; positive regulation of transcription by RNA polymerase II. Gene Ontology annotation, cellular component: adherens junction; catenin complex. The record is from RefSeq and is a predicted model, not a curated record. Gene Ontology annotation, molecular function: protein phosphatase binding; transcription coactivator activity; alpha-catenin binding.
CUUCUUUGUGGGGGGUUUGUUUCGGUUGACUCUUACGUGUGUAGUUCGUCCCCACCGUGAGAGGUGGAGUCAUGGAAGCAAAAGCGGAGCGGAGGAGGAGGUAGUUUGUCAUCGGAAAGCCAGGCAGGCAGGGGAGUCUGCUAGGUCGGAACUUGGCCGUGGUACGGGGGAGGGGGAGAAAUAUGCCUUUGAAGUGCUUUGCAGCUGAAUGGUGAAUUGUGCUAGUUCGGGCCUGGAAAUACCCACCGCUUUACUUUCUCGGCUGUAGGUGGAGACUCGGCAUUCCCCCCACCCUUUCAGCUACUUUAGCGAGCAAAGCAGUCGUUUGAAGUGGUGGGACCUGGGGCAGACCUAGCUGCUGUGCAGGCCGAGGGCAGGCGAGAACAAUGGCUACCCAGUCUGAUCUGAUGGAGUUGGACAUGGCAAUGGGAGACAGUAAGGCUGCAGUGAGCCAGUGGCAGCAGCAGUCUUACCUGGACUCGGGCAUUCAGUCUGGAGUCACCACCACAGCACCGUCUUUGAGUGGGAAAGGAAACCCUGAUGUUGAGGAGGAUGAUCCGACUUUGUACGACUGGGAGUUCAACCAGCCCUUCACCCCUGAAACCACAGACAUCGAAGGCUAUGCCAUGACUCGUGCCCAGCGGGUGCGUGCGGCCAUGUUCCCUGAAACCUUAGAGGAAGGUAUCCAGAUUCCGCCAACACAGCUUGAUGCCACUAAUCCCACCGCAGUGCAGCGCCUGGCUGAACCUUCUCAGAUGCUCAAGCACGCUGUGGUCAACCUCAUUAACUACCAAGAUGAUGCCGAGUUGGCCACUCGUGCCAUCCCCGAGCUUACGAAACUGCUCAACGAUGAGGACCAGGUUGUAGUGAACAAGGCAGCUGUAAUGGUGCACCAGUUGUCAAAGAAGGAGGCCUCGCGCCACGCUCUGAUGCGUUCACCACAGAUGGUUUCAGCAGUCGUCCGAGCAAUGCAAAACACCGGUGAUGUGGAAACCGCUCGCUGCUCUGCCGGAACCUUGCACAACCUUUCCCACCACCGAGAAGGCCUCCUUGCCAUUUUCAAGUCUGGAGGGAUCCCCGCUCUGGUUAAGAUGCUUGGUUCACCAGUGGACAGUGUGUUGUUCUACGCCAUCACCACCCUCCAUAACCUCCUCUUGCACCAAGAAGGAGCAAAGAUGGCCGUUCGCCUGGCCGGAGGACUCCAGAAGAUGGUGGCCUUGUUGUCCAACACCAACGUCAAGUUCCUUGCCAUCACAACGGACUGCCUACAGAUUCUUGCUUAUGGCAACCAGGAAAGCAAGUUGAUCAUUCUGGCCAGUGGUGGCCCCCAAGCUCUGGUCAACAUCAUGAGGACCUUCACUUAUGAGAAACUGUUAUGGACCACAAGCAGAGUGCUCAAGGUCCUCUCCGUUUGCUCCAGCAACAAACCUGCAAUAGUCGAAGCUGGAGGGAUGCAGGCUUUGGGACUCCAUCUGACUGACCCUAGCCAGCGUUUGGUCCAGAACUGCUUGUGGACUCUGAGGAACCUUUCAGACGCUGCCACUAAACAGGAGGGAAUGGAGGGUCUUCUGGGGACCCUGGUCCAGUUGCUAGGAAGCGAUGACAUCAACGUCGUGACCUGUGCGGCCGGCAUCCUCUCCAACUUGACCUGCAACAACUAUAGUAACAAACUUAUGGUCUGCCAGGUUGGAGGAAUCGAGGCCCUUGUGAGGACAGUCCUCAGGGCAGGCGACAGAGAGGACAUCACAGAGCCGGCCGUCUGCGCACUGCGGCACCUUACCUCGCGCCACCAGGAUGCCGAGAUGGCCCAGAACGCCGUCCGCCUUCAUUACGGCUUGCCUGUGGUUGUCAAACUACUGCACCCCCCGUCCCACUGGCCACUUAUCAAGGCGACAGUCGGUCUGAUUCGCAAUCUGGCCCUUUGCCCGGCCAAUCACAGCGCUCUUCGAGAGCAGGGAGCCAUUCCACGCCUGGUCCAGUUGCUUGUCAGAGCUCACCAAGAUACCCAGAGGCGCACCAGCAUGGGAGGGAACCAGCAACAGUUUGUGGAAGGUGUGCGUAUGGAAGAAAUCGUGGAAGGUUGCACUGGAGCCCUCCACAUCCUGGCGCGGGACGUCCACAACAGAAUUGUCAUCAGAGGACUUAACACCAUUCCACUCUUUGUGCAGUUGCUGUAUUCCCCAGUGGAGAACAUCCAGCGUGUGGCUGCCGGCGUGCUGUGCGAGCUGGCUCAGGACAAAGAGGCGGCAGAGGCCAUCGAAGCCGAGGGAGCCACCGCGCCGCUCACGGAGCUGCUGCACUCUCGUAACGAGGGUGUUGCCACCUAUGCUGCAGCCGUACUGUUCCGCAUGUCUGAAGACAAGCCGCAGGACUACAAGAAACGUCUGUCAGUGGAGCUCACCAGCUCUUUGUUCCGAACUGAGCCCUUGGCCUGGAAUGAGGCUGGAGAUCUUGGACUGGAUAUGGGGGCUCAGGGAGACCCUCUAGCUUACAGGCAGGAUGAUGGAGCGUACCGUGCCUUUCCCGCAGGCUACGGUCAGGAUACCCUGCUGGACCCCAUGAUGGAGGGGGCCGACUACCACGCCGACGCUCUGCCCGACCUGGGCCAUCACACUGAUCCCCUUCCAGACCUCGGUCACAGCCAGGACCUGAUGGACAGCAACCAGCUGGCCUGGUUUGACACCGACCUGUAGGAUUGUUGUUUUUGAUCGAGCCUGCCAUUGUGAUUGGCCUGUAACCUGGAUGGUCUGAAGCAGCAUUUUGAUUGGCUGUGUAAAGUUGUGAAGGUAUGGGAAGGAACAAGGGGUCUUGGAAAGUGCCUGACACCAGAAAAUAAAGAAGAUGGUUGCCAUGGGAGUGUUUUAGUAAGUUGAGGAGUGGGGUGGGGGGGAUCAGGGUGUUGGGAGAAAGGGGCUUGAAUUAACUGCAAUGGAUGUGACAUCACAAAGGUGGGGGUCUUGGAGCAGGUUACCGGUUUGGUUGAGUGCACACCAGUUGGACUUAAAGUUGGUAACAUGUUUUAGCCUUGCCUGUAUUAUCCCGUUUCAGUUCUACUUUUUGUAUUCUAUUUUUUUAUUUUUAUUUGUUUUGUAUUAUUCAUUCUUUGUUAUGGUACUGACCCAGCUUGCCUUCACACUAGCCAUCUUAAUUUUGUCUUCAAUGCUAAUCAUCUGUCUUUUUUUUUUUCAUUUUUUUUUUUACGUAUAUUACAUGUAGUGUUAAGUUAUAGUGAUAUACAAUGUUUCUUUGGUUUAUGGAAGAAUGUGUAGAACACUAAUAAUCAGUUGUACUCUGACUUAAAAUGUAACAUUGUGUAGUUUUUUUUAUAAUCAAAAAUGGAGGAUGAUGCAUUCUAAAUAUGUGCUUCUUUAAAUAUAAACUGUCAAUGUCACAUGUUCUAAAGAGAUCAAAUUGUGGGAUUUGUUGGGGAUAAAUCUAGAGAAGUUUUAUAUACAUUCACCUGGUAGGUUACUAUUUUGUAUGCUAUCGUUGGGUGUCUGAUGGAAAAUUGGUUGGCACUGUCAAAAGGUCGCCAGGUCGACGAGCAAGUUGAGAGUUCUGCUGUUUCUGUCGGAGACGAGGUUGUGACACAGCUGAACAAUAAAGUCAUUUUAUUUCAUUUA